Messenger RNA from Ramularia collo-cygni, 321 nucleotides. Its product is annotated as probable NADH-ubiquinone oxidoreductase B18 subunit. Lineage: Eukaryota; Fungi; Ascomycota; Dothideomycetes; Mycosphaerellales; Mycosphaerellaceae. The record is from RefSeq and is a predicted model, not a curated record. The coding region runs from base 1 to 321 and encodes 106 amino acids. Gene Ontology annotation, cellular component: mitochondrion. The transcript has 3 exons.
AUGACCGUCGCAAGCACCAUCCAAGACACGGCCGAGAGCGUCAAGUCAGCCGUGGGUUUGGGCCAUGGCGGCCACUCCACUCCGAGCAAGCAAGCCUCCCGCGAGGAAAUGUCCGCCGCCAAACUGCCCCUCGCCUACCGCGACUCCUGCGCCGGCCUCUUGAUCCCACUGAACAAAUGCCGCAUGGACAACUACUAUUUGACCUGGAGAUGUCAGGACGAAAGACAUUCAUAUGAAAAAUGCCAAUACGAGGAAUUCAAACUGCGAGUGAAGAAGAUGGAUGAGAUUCGCGCGGAGAAAGGUGGUGCGAGAAGCAAUUGA